AUGGCUGUGGCCUUGUCAGCACAACCAACGCCUCGGUCGGCAGCAGUAGCAGCAACAGCAGCAGCAGCAGCAGCAGCAGCAGCAGCGAAGUCUUCUCCUUCUCUGCAUGCGCUGCUGCCUCCGUCUCCAGCAGCAACAGCAUAUGCGCAUUCAGAUACAUCGACACAACCAGAGAGACCGUCUCUGCUGUAUCCAAGUCCUUUGCUGCUGCCUCUUACCCCUAAUACUCAUAAAGGGGGCUUAUGCUCUGCAGUGCCCUCCCCGAAGCAGCAGCAGCAGCUGCUGCAGCUGCAGCAGCAGCAACAGCAGCUCUCAAGGGCCCCAAAUGAGGCAAUGAAGGCAAUAGAAGACCCUCAACAGCAGCAGCAGCUGUUUAUAACAGGAGAUGCAGACAGUCGGGAUAGUACAGCAGCAGCAGCAGCAGCAGCAGUUGCUGCUGCGGCAGCAGCAGGAAGGGUACUUGCAAAGCCUUCCUCUACUACGCGCCUUCUGCAGACGCCUAAUCUGCUGCCUGGGUCAGCUGCUGCUGCGGUAGCAGCAGCAGCAGACAAACCCGUGUGGCCGCUAAGCAGCAGCAGCAGCAUCACAACGCAUGCAAGUUGCAGCAGCUUAGCCACCUUAGGCAGCAGCAGCAGCAGCAGCGGGAGCCGCCCAGCCCCGGCAUCUGUAAGCAGCAUUGUUUCUCUUUCUGCUGUUGAGCCUCUCCUGCAGCAGCAGCAGCAGCUGCUGCAGCAGCAAUUCGAGAUUCUCCAGCAGCGCCAGGAGCUGCAGCAACGCCAGAAGCAGCAGCAGCAACAGCAGCAGCAACAGCAACAACGAAUCCAUGAGGUCGUCACGCAGCAGCGCAGCUUUGGGGAGACACGAGUGUCCCCUAGGCAGCGGCUGCAGCAGCAGCAGCAGCAGCAACUGAUGCUGCUGCAGCAACAGCAGCAGAAACAGCACCAAAAGCAACUGGCAGAGCAUGCAGCAGCAGAUGCUCCCUGCUGCAACCCUGGUGCUGCAGCGCAGCAAACGCAGAGGCCCCCAUGGAUCCGAAGACCCGGGCAGCAGCAGCAACAGCAGCAGCAACAACAACAACAGCAGCAGCAGCAGCAGCAACAGCAACAGCAGCAGCAACAGCAGCAGCUGCAGGAGCACCAGCAGAGCGCGCAGGCUCCAGCAGCACAGCAGCACAAACAGCAGCAGCAGCAAGCUACCUUCCUAUGGGGCCCCGUGCUGCAGCAGCGCCGCUGCCAGCCAUGGAUUGACCAUCGCAUGCAAGCAGCAGGACUGCUGCAGAACGGCAGCACUUUCAUGUCUCAGCAGCAGCAGCAGCAGCAACAGCAGCAGCAGCAACACGUGGAGCAAACCACACCGAGCUCUCCUCUUCUGCUGCAGCCGCAGCAGCAGCAGCCGUUGGUGCUGCAGCAGCAACGUGCUGCUCCCCUCUCGGUUCAAUUGAAUGGACCCGGGUCUUGCUGCACUCGUUCGCAUGCUGCGCCAUGCGAGCAGCAGCAACAGCAGCAGCAGCAGCAGCAGCAGCCAAGAGCAUUACUCUGUCAAGAAGAACCCUGCAGCAUACGGGGAGCGCUAAGCCCGCAACUGGGGCAUUGCUGUUUGCUGCAGCAGCAGCAACAACAACCCUUUCAACACGAAGACUGCCUGUACACUCCAACCCCGCAACUGCAGCAGCAGCAGCAGCAGCAGCAAGCGGUGUGCAGCGGGUGCUGCAUUAACAACCACUCGGAGCAGCAGCCGUUCGCGUUGAUGAAUUGGCCUUCACAGUCUUGCUGCUUUGCUGCAGACCAAGGAGCAGCAGCAGCAGCAGCUGCUGCUGCAGAAGCUGCCUAUACACCUCAGGAGCCAAGCUCUUGCCCUUGCUGCUCCCAUUCUGCUGCAGCAGGAGCAGCGCAGCAGCAGCAGCUGGUCUUGCUGCAGUAUAAAGACAUGCUGAGGCAGCAACGUCGAAUCAUUAUAGAACAGCAAGAAAAAAUAAUGCUACAGCAGCAGCAGGACUGGCUGCUGCAGCAGCGGCUGGCUUUGCUGGAGCAGCAACAGCAGCAGCAGCAGCAGCAGCAGCAGGUUCAAAGGACUGCUUGCGGAUAUGGCUUCUUUGACAACGUAAAUGAGGGUUAUGCUUGUGGUUGUUUCUUCAGAAAAAAUGCCUGCAGCAGCAACUGCUGCAGCGGCAGCAGCUGCUGCAGCAGCAGCAGCAGAGUCCCGGCGUGCUGCUGUAAUGAGGAGGCCUACCCUGUAGCUAUUGAUGCGCUGCAGCAAACUGCAGCGUAUGGCUGCAGCUGCAAAAGCAACAUUGAGGAGCAAAGUCGUGCAGCAACAGCAGCGGAUUCCGAAUCAGCUGCUGCUGCUGCUUCAGCAGCAGCUGCUGCUCAGCACAACUUUGCUGCUCCGCUCCCCUCCCCCACUGCUCCAGACACAAGCGCAGCAGCAGCAGCAGCUCCUGCUGCUGCAACGGGGACAUCCUUAGCAGCAGAAUCGCCAAAGGAGCUGCGUAUGGAGAAGGCGAGCAGGAGGCAACAGCCGUGCAGCAGCAGCAACUGCAGCAGCGACAGCAGCAGCAGCAGCAGCACGAGCAGCGAAGAAAGCAAUCUUUGCUGCUGCAAAGAAAAACCUUGUGCUUGCCGAGAAGAGCUCUGGCUUUCAAGAGCUCUCGGUUGGGGUGUAGCAGGAACAAGGAGGUGGCGGAGGCGGCUGCGUGGCUGCAGCAGCAGCAGCAGCAGCAGCAGCAGCGGCAGCAGCAGCAGCGGCAGCAGCGGUGACAGCUGCCGCAGUAGCAGCAGCUCCAUCAAAAGAGAAACCUCCCCGUACGCUCCAGACGCUCUUCCGUCUGCAGCAAACCAGGGGAGCAACAGCAGCAACACCAACAACAACAACAGCAACAGCAGCAACAGCAACAGCAACAGCACCCGCCGUAGGAAGGGCCUUCGCCGCAGCAAAGGCCGGGGCAGCAGCAAAGAGACCCCACAACCAAACAGUGUACAUAUACCACCCUCAGUGCUGCGGUGUCUCAAUACUCGUCUGAAAGUGCGGCAGCAGGCUCUCGUGCGCUGUCUCCAGAUGCGGGCAACCUUCUUAGAAGCAGCAGAUAGAGCCCUGCAGCAGCAGCAGCAGCAGCAGCAGCAGAAGCAGCAGAAGCAGCAGCAAAACGGAUGGAACCGCAACAGCAGUAGCAGCAGCAGCAGCAGCAAAGGGAUCACAAAGGCAAUCGAUGUUCAGGCCUGGCUGCUGAGGGCACAGCUCUGCUGCCAGCAAGAAGAAGCAGCACUUAAAGAUAUGCUGGCUAAGCAGCAAAGGCGCCGCCGUCGCUAG
Messenger RNA from Eimeria acervulina, 3306 nucleotides. RefSeq lists its product as hypothetical. The record is from RefSeq and is a predicted model, not a curated record. The transcript has a single exon. Gene Ontology annotation, cellular component: nucleoplasm; nucleolus. NCBI's taxonomy places the organism in Eukaryota, Apicomplexa, Conoidasida, Eucoccidiorida, Eimeriidae. Bases 1 to 3306 code for a protein of 1101 amino acids.